CGUGUACAUAGAACGUGAAGUCUCAUCACGUGAUAUGGACGUCUCGCCUCUUAUGUGGUUGCAUUUUUUGUUAUAAAAACAAAUUACGACACUAGUCCACUCCCCAGGGUAUUCUUGUCACUGGUACUGUGAGUUUGCUACUCUAAGCAACAAUCAUGAGGGUCUCCACAAGCAAACUUCAGCAGAUGGCCAUCUACACCACCUUGUUGACUGGUGCUGGCUGCGGCACAAUGUAUUACCUUCUGCAAAAGAACUUCUCGCGGUCGGACUACCACCGUCUAGCCCUGGAGCAGCUGAAAGCCAACCAGACAGCCAUGGACAGUCUGGGAGCACCACCCCUGAAGGUCCACAACAUCCACCUGUCUGACCGACACAACCGGGUGGAACCUUACACUGCUGAGAUCAAAAUCCCAGUGACAGGAUCUAAAGAUGGUGGCUACCUCUACACAUCCUCAGUAAGAGACCCCCAAACACUUGGGUGGAAUUUAACGCAGGCAGUGCUGCAGCUUAGAGAGGGUCAGCGUAUUGACCUUCUCACCUUCACACCACCACCAAAUAAGACAGAAGGACUUGAGACAGGCAACUGGUCCUCCUGAUCUGCUCACCAGUCACCAAAACUACAGUGUGAUGAAGGUAGAACUCCUGCAAUUGUCCCCAUGUCAUCAGGCAUGGGGUCGCCAUAGCUUUAUGAAUUGAAGUGUAGAUAGUCAUAUUUGAAAAAAGCACCAGAGUGCAGUGCUGGACACUUAUUUAGGCAAAAGGGCAUACACAAGCUGCCUCUUGGUUUGGAAUAACCACAGUAAUGUUGAUGAUUUGACCAAUGUUUAUUGAUGCUACUGUGUACAUAACAUUUACAUACAGGGAAAAUGAAAAAAGUGCUAUGUCCAUAAAAUGUCAUGCAUAUUCAUUUUGCUCAGUGCUGUCCUGAGCAAAAUGUUCAUCCUACUUGGGAGAAUGAAAGGACAAUAACAGCGCAGCAAUUGUGUCAUAUGCAGUGGUAAAAAAACAAAACAAAUUCCUAGUAUAAUACAAUGCAUCUUAUAAACAUUUCUCCAGAUUAACAAUGUAAAUUGGCAGUGUUGGGGAAGCUACUCUGAAAAGAGUUUACCAGCCACCAAUUACUUCACACUGGAAGAUGUUAAGUAAACUAUAUUACUCAAUCUGCAAUGUCAUAGAAUACAAAUAGCAAGAACAGAUAACUCUGUAAUAAGAUGUUAACAGAACGUGCAAUUUGUCCUAUUAAUCACAAAAAAAAUGUUGUUUCAGGUGAGAAUUAGCCAGGUCUGAAAAUUAAGGAAAUUCUUGCCUACUUCACCCAUAUUUUAUUUUUGCAAAAAAAGUAGUGUUUCGUUCUAUUAGUUACCUACGACACUAGGUGGCAAUAAAGUAAUUAACUACUGAAAACACUACAAAUAUUUGAAUUUAGUUGAACUACCACAAUGUGCAAAAUGUAGUUUAAUUACUAACUGAACCACAUUUAGUUCAGUACACCCCAACACUGGUAAUUGCUUAGUCCAAAGCCAUAUCAUAAUAUCCAGCACUUGAGAAACAUUUAGGUAAUGGUUCCAGUUGUACUGUACAGUAUCUGAACAACCAGAAAUGUUGUCUCCCAACUCUCAAAAGGAGGUAUUGUUCUAUGUUUUCAGAUUGAUUUAUUUGGAUGUGACAUUUUACAGUGAAAAUGAGAUCUGUAAAACAUGGAAAAUAAACUGGAAAUAAACAGUCAUAUGGCUUUAUACAAGUUAUGAUAGCAAAAUAAAUUGUACUUGUGAAUUCUGAACAUACUGUAUGAACAUUAGGAAAAGAAUGGCAAACAAGCUAAACAUGAACCACAAUAUUAAACAGAAAGUGAAAGAAUGCCACCAAACAAACAACGUCAGGAGUUUAAUUCAUUAAAAGGCAAUGCAGGCAAACAGAGAUAUAGUUUGGCUUGUGGAGUAGAGACAGUGUGGUGUGUGGUAAACAAUAUACAAUCAGUAAAGAGUCCAUCUACAAUAGGAGUGCUCAUACCCAUCUAUCAGAAGGGAACCUGAACCGCUUGGAGACAGCCUUCGCAUCCUGAGACAGUCUCGGGGUCGGGCAUCGUCGUUUUGCAUUAUCCUAUGGUGUAGGCAGCCACUACUAUCAACUCAUAAACAAACAAGAAAAUGCACAUCCAGAGGCUGUGUUCCUAGUGGCCAGUAAUUUUAAUGAAGUGAAACUGAAAUCAGUUUUACCCCAUUUCUACCAGCAUGUCACCUGUGCAACCAGAGGCGACAAAACUCUGGACCACUUUUACUCCAGCCACAGAAAUGCAUACAA
Salvelinus namaycush (lake trout) is the source of this 2301-nucleotide messenger RNA. RefSeq names its product cytochrome c oxidase assembly factor 1 homolog. Lineage: Eukaryota; Metazoa; Chordata; Actinopteri; Salmoniformes; Salmonidae. The transcript has 5 exons. The coding region runs from base 156 to 596 and encodes 146 amino acids. Gene Ontology annotation, biological process: mitochondrial respiratory chain complex I assembly; mitochondrial respiratory chain complex IV assembly. The record is from RefSeq and is a predicted model, not a curated record. Gene Ontology annotation, cellular component: mitochondrial inner membrane.